Messenger RNA from Cololabis saira (Pacific saury), 3411 nucleotides. RefSeq lists its product as uncharacterized. The coding region runs from base 248 to 2758 and encodes 836 amino acids. The record is from RefSeq and is a predicted model, not a curated record. Lineage: Eukaryota; Metazoa; Chordata; Actinopteri; Beloniformes; Belonidae. The transcript is spliced from 4 exons. Gene Ontology annotation, molecular function: 3'-5'-RNA exonuclease activity.
AUUCAAAGUUGAGAUCUUCUUCUUUAUUUCGGAGAAACAAGGUCUGGCAGGACGAGAUACGAGAGUUCCGGCGAUACGGAGGGAGAAUGUGGAUAAAAAGAUGCCCCCAUUGUUGAAAUGACCUCAGAGUAAAACAUGUUUGAUGUUCUGCUUUUGCAGGAAAGGAGCUUCAGACGUUUGUGUUGGUGUCUGCUGAUGCAGAGAGGAGACGCUUCCCUGCAGGAUCGCUGGAUACUCAAAACCCACGAUGGACGAGGGACAAGAUUUUUCUCUUUGUGGAGAAGCGGUUGUAACCGAAACUGAUCUGAGGGACGACUACUACUGGAAGCUGGUUGCAGACUUCGUCGGCGCCCAGUCUGGGGAGGGACUGGAUCUGGACCAGGGUUCCUGCAGGAACCGGGUCCUGAUCCAGGUGGGUUUGCUGCGGGAGGACAACAACUUCCCGUGGCUGGCGGUCAUCGAGUGGCUGAAGAAGCUGUUCCCGGCGCACCAGUCGGCGGACUUCCGGUGCCUGAUCGAGCGCGGCACGGCCACCACGCUGAGCCUGGGCAGCGACGCCCGCCGCAGCUUCCUGGACCAGGACGUCAACUUCGACUUUGUGGGGCCCAUCUGCGACAGCAUCGGCGUGGAGCGGCAGCACCUGCUGGAGCUGCGUGACUUCUCGGAGCGGGCGCGGCUGCUGGAGGUCACCAACGGCCUGAUGCUGGAGCUCAGCGGCUUCGUGGCGCGGGAGAAGAUCUCCCCCGUCGUCCUGGUGCGCUGGCUGCGCAACUUCGACGCCGGCUUCUGCACAAACGGCGACUUCCAGAAAGCCUACAAGCUGCUGAAGCCGCGCAUCAAGAAGAUCAAGCUGUACUGCCGCAACCAGGAGACGAGGAGCCACCGGCGCAACGCCGCCAUGGAGCACCUGCUGGCCAUGCCCUUCGAGCUGCUGCAGCAGCGCAAGGAGAAGGUGGUGGUGAAGAAGCGGCCGAGGCGGGACAUGGCGUACGAGCGGGUCCGGGUCAAGCAGGAGCCGGAGAGCUGCGAGAUCCAGCCACCGGAUGAGGCGGACGAGGCGGACGCCGACGCCGCCGCUGCUAGCCGCGACGAGGCCUCGGCCGACAAGGCGGAGCCGCUGACGCUGCUGGACAUCGCCAUGCUGUCGCUGCAGAAGCUGGCCAGCGUCUACGGCGGCCGCACGGCGGCCUGCAGCCAGGUGGCGCAGGACCUGCUCCGGAACCACUACGCCCUGAUGUGCCGCGAGCACCCGGCCAUGGCGGAGUUCGGGGAGAAGCUGGCGGAGGUGCAGCGGGACAUGGCACUAGCUAGCCCCGUGGUCUUCCUCAACGCCAUCGCCGGCUUCCUGGUGGAGGUGGGGGAGGCGGUGGAGCAGCAGCUCCGCGCCGUCGAGGACGAGAUCGUCCGGGCGACGGGCGAGCGGCUCGGCCGCGACAAGCUGCCCGAGUUCCAGGGCUUUGUUAGCAUGGCGGAGAGCGCUACGGCGCGCUACGUCCACAUGGCCUGCGACAUGCUGAGCCCGCGCAGCGCCACCACGAACAGCUACCGGCGGCACUGGCUGGCCUUCUGCGAAGAGAAGGGCAACCCGUCGCGGCUCGCCGCCAACCAGUCCAACCGCUUCAUCAACUACUUCGAGGCGGCGGCCGGCCUCACGCACCACCACCAGGAGGUGGCGCUGUUCGUGUCGGACCUGCUGGCCAUGAGCAACGACCGCUGCCCCAACGUGGUGCUGCAGAGCCUGGACGCCGACGCUAACGACCCGGUGAUCCAGAGCCUGGUCUGCGUCCUCGCCCUCGUCUACGUCAAGGUGCUGGGGCCGUUCUGGCAGCUGCUGAAGAGCGGCGGCGAGUACGCGCUCUUCCCCCGCUACCUGCUGCACCUGCACCAGCGCUUCCUGGACUGGGCCAAGGACCCGGCGGCGCUGCUGGAGCCCGAGGGCGACGCCGCUAACGCCAACGUCUUCCUGCAGUUCCCGCUGCAGGAGCGCACCUUCCACGGCGUCUUCCACUACUGCGGCCGCUGGCACGCUAACCGCGACCUGAUCCGGGCCUGUCUGGCCCAGACGGUCAGGGCCAUCGCCGCCGCCGCCGAGGAGCACCUCAUGGCCUUCCUGCCCGGCGGGGCCUUCGCCCAGACCCUCCCGACGGAGGUCAGCCUGCGGCUGGUCAGCUGCACCUUCUCCGUGCUCAUGGCCGAGUAUCCCUUCGGACACUCGUACCCGUACAACCAGCGCCGGCCGGACAAGCUAGCCCCCGCAGCCGCCGCCGGGAACCCGUCCUCCGAGAGUUCGGGGGGGGAGCAGUCCGGCGAGGAGCAGUCCAGCGAGGAGCUGUCCCCCGGGCGGAGGAGGGCGGUCCUCGCGCAGGUCGUGGAGGACACGGACCGCGACUACGUGGUGGCGGCGGUCGACAGGAACGGCGGGCCGUGCAAGUCGCAGCAGGACCUGGACAAGAUGCUGCUGCGCUUCGAGGAGAUGUCGCGGGCCGAGCGGAGCGAGAUGAUCCGCUGCGAGAUCCUGUACCAGAAGCUGGUGCUGAACAACCCGUCGCCGCAGCUGGACGAAGCCUUGCUCACCAACGCCAACAUGCUGCUGAAGCUGCGGCUGGCGCUGCCCCGCGUCAAGCCGGGCUACUCGCUGGUGCUGGAGCCGUGGAAGACCAAGACCAAGCCCAAGCCCAAGCCCAAGCCCAAGGCCAAGGCCGCUGCCGCCGCCCCAGGCUCUCAGGGCGAAGCCCCGGCCCCUGCCUUGCUCAGCUGACACCAACGGUCCAAGGAAAUAUACACAUAAAUACUCUUGUACACAAGAUUAUCCACCUGCCAGAUGUAGUUAUGUUAUAAAUAUUUUUCACGCUCUAUUUGGAGUAUUUUUGUAUUUUUUUUUUUAUGAGAUAAGUCCUUAUUACAUCCUGCUGUACCUCUUUUUUUCAUGUACUUUGAUAACACUGAGGUUGGUUUGUGCCAACGCUUCCUAAAACUGUCAAAAUAAACAUAAAAGAACUGACUGAGAAGGACUGUUGUGCCACAUUUUGUAAUAAACGUCCAAAAUGUAAUAACUUUUUCAUUUCAUUUUGUAAUAAAGCCGCAUUUUGUAAUAAAUGCCCCAACGCAUUUUGUAAUAAAUUUUCCACAUUAUGUAAUAAGUUAUUGCACUUUGAGAAGAUUAUUACAAAAUGCACUUGCAACUUUUUUAUUGUAAUAACAUUGUGCAUUAUGUAAUAAUACAUAUUAUUGUUUGUUUAACAAUUAAUUUAUACAAGAGUGACUUUUGUUGUUUUUUUGUUGUUUGCAAUUUCCCUUAGAGCUAUGUAGCCCAAUAAAUCUAUGUAUAAUACUCCAAAUAUAACUUUAGUUGCCUAUUUGAAGUUUGGAAUUAUAUAGGCCAAUAACAAACAAAUAAACUAUGCUUUAGAA